Molecule: messenger RNA, 4686 nt
Organism: Polistes dominula (European paper wasp)
Lineage: Eukaryota; Metazoa; Arthropoda; Insecta; Hymenoptera; Vespidae
Product: fatty acid synthase-like
Biological process (GO): fatty acid biosynthetic process
Molecular function (GO): fatty acid synthase activity; oxidoreductase activity
Source: RefSeq, a predicted model, not a curated record
UUGUUAUUUACGUCAAUUUGAAAGAAUUACAUGCGAAAAAAGAAAGGAAGUUAAAGUCACAGGUCAUCAGAAGCAUUUGGAGUGAUAUGUGUCUUGUAUUAGUUCGAUGACAAUGUAGCUUAGUGCUUACUAAACGGAUUUAAAUUGCAAAAACGAAUUGCGUAUAUAGUUAUUCUAAUUAGAAAUAUCUGUUACUCUAUAUAAACAGCAGACUACAAUAGGAAUCUUCAUUUUACAAACAAAGUUGUAGUUGAUAGCUUCGCUCGUAUAGAUAAAUUAACAAAUAUGGAAUCUAGUAGAAUAUUGGGAGAUAGUUCAGUGGUCAUUUCUGGAAUAUCUGGUAGAUUUCCUAAAAGUGAUAAUAUAAGUGAUUUAAUAGAUAAUCUAAUGAAUGGAAAAGAUUGCGUUUCAUCAGAUAACACGAGAUGGACAUAUAAUGACGCUAAAAUUCCAACGCGUAUCGGAACGAUGUCACAAAUAACAAAGUUUGAUAAUAUUUGUUUUGGAAUCAAUGCAAGACAAGCAGAAUUUAUUGAUCCGACAUCAAGACUGGCAAUGGAAGUUGCGUUCGAAGCGAUCACUGAUGCUGGGAUUAAUCCUGUCGAACUAAAGAACACGAAAACGAAUGUUUACGGAGCAUUGACUUUUUCCGAGUCAGAUUUAUCUCUCUUCUACGAGAAUAAACUGCAAAAUGGUCUUACGAUUUCUGGAAGCAGCCGAGCUAUGUUUUCAAACCGAAUAUCUUUUUCCAUUGGUUUAAUCGGCUCUAGUUGCACGAUCGAUGCCACUUGCGCAUCCAGCGGAGUAGCUAUUCAAAAAGCCUACGAAGCUCUUAAUGCUAAAAUUUGCGAUUUUGCAAUUGUUAUUAGUGGAUGCAUAAUUUUAUAUCCACAAACGUCUUACAGCAUGUCUGAAUUAGGGUUAUUGUCUGAAGAUGGUUUUAAUCGCUCUUUCGACAUAAAAGCUAAUGGAUUUACAAGGAGUGAGUCGUUGGGAGCAUUUAUYAUGCAAAGAGCUAAAAAUGCUAAACGGAUAUACAGCGAAAUUGUUAAUACUAUUGCAUUGUAUGGCGAAUCAAUAGAAGAAAAAAAUUGUUUAUAUCCAACAGCAAAAUUUCAGGCUGAAAUUAUGGAGAAAACUUUAAUAGAUUGCGACGUAAAACCAAGUGACGUAAGUUACAUCGAAGCCGAUGGUACGGCGAUCAAAUUGAUGGAUCGCGAAGAAAUAAAGGCAAUAGAUCUAGUAUAUGGUGAAAAUCGAAGUCCAUCUGAUCCUCUUCUAAUAGGAUCGGUUAAAUCAAACAUUGGUCAUACAUUUAAUAAUAAUACAAUGAAUUCGAUCAUAAAGGUACUUAUUGCUAUGGAGACAGGAGUUAUACCUCCGAAUCUUCAUUACGACGAGCCUCCGGAAGAUGCGAAAUGUCUUCAGGACGGACGCGUAAAAGUUGUUACAGAAUCGGUACCUUGGACGGGCGCUUAUGCUGCUGUAAACACARCCUCUAUAAACGGUUUCUUUUCUCACAUUAUCCUAAAACGUCAUUUCAAAGAGAAACUAAAGAGAGACCGUUCRUYCUAUAAUAUGCCUCGACUAUAUGUAAUUUCUUGUAGAAAUGAGGAGAUGAUAUCAUCGAUCUUUAACGUCUUGAAGCAGAACAAAGGAGAUGACGAACUGGCUCAAUUAAUAAAUGACAUUACCGAGAAACCAUUUAUGCAUUCUCUGUAUUCUGGAUAUAUAGUAAUUCCUGAAUUUGAAGAAGAUAAUUCAGAACAAUCGAUAGAGCYGAUUAAAGAYGAAUCCCGACAGAUCUGGUUCGUAUUUUCGGGGAUGGGCUCGCAAUGGACUGGAAUGGGUGAAUCGCUAAUGAAGAUACCAAUCUUUGCUGAAGCAAUCAAAAAAUGUGAUGAAAUUUUAAGACCUCGAGGUUACGACAUUAUACAUAUAAUAUGCGACAAAGAUCCAAAAAUAUACGACAAUAUUAUACAUUGUUUUCUGGGAAUCGCAGCUAUACAAAUCGGUUUGGUAGAUAUUUUAUACGCCGUUGGCGUGCGACCAAAUUACAUGAUUGGACACUCUGUCGGUGAGCUUGGUUGUUCUUACGCUGAUGGUUGCUUUUCCGCUGAGGAAAUGAUUUUAUGCGCUCUCUCACGAGGUUUGGCAUCGGUAGAGAGCAAUUUAAUACAUGGAACGAUGGCUGCAAUCGGACUUGGCUACCACCAAGUUAGACAUCUUUGUCCAGAAGACAUUGAUGUUGCUUGUCAUAAUGGGCCCGAUAGUUGCACAAUAAGUGGACCUACCGAAUCCAUAAAUGCUUUUGUCAAUGAAUUACAGAGUAGAGGAAUAUUUGCUAAAACCGUGCCAACUAAUAAUAUUGCUUACCAUAGUCGUUACAUUUCCCCAGCUGGUCCUAAAUUGUUGGAUUAUUUAAAGAAAGUUAUUCCUCGACCAAAAAAACGUAGUAAACGUUGGAUAAGCACGUCCGUUCCGAAAAACGAAUGGGACUCAACGAAUGCUCUCUUUUCCUCAGCGGAAUAUCAUACAAAUAAUCUCCUUUCUUCUGUUUUAUUCGAAGAAGUAUUAAAAACAAUACCAAAAAACACUAUUACCAUUGAAAUUUCUCCUCACGGACUUUUACAGGCAAUUCUGAAAAAAUCCUUGUACAACGAUUGCAUUAACUUAUCAUUAACRAAACGAGACCAUAAGGACAAUGCAACUUUAAUUUUAUCCACGUUAGGAAAGCUUUAUAAUCUAGGGUGUCCUAUUAAGCCAGGAAAAUUAUAUCCAAAAGUUCCUUAUCCUGUUUCUACAGGAACCCCAUCGAUUUCUUCGCUCGUCCUAUGGGAACAUAAUUCCGACUGGCGCGUUUGCUCUUCUAUAGCAAAAACGAGGCAAAAACUUGGAGAACGCUCGUUUCUCUUGAAUUUGAAAUCAGACGAAUAUAAGUUUUUACGAGAUUUUCAAAUWAAUGACGAUGUGAUCGUACCAUCAGCAAUUUAUUUAAAUUUACUUGCAAAUAUGUACUUARACUUAUUAUUAAAAAAGGAUGAGAAAUCCCUAACGCUCCAGAAUAUUAUUAUUAACCAUAAAUUACUAAUAGUACCUAGAAACGGCAAAAUGAACUUUAAUAUUACGAUAUUAAAAGGCUCGGGAAAAUUUGAAAUAAGAACCAAAGGUAAAAUGAUUGCUUCUGGAAUUAUAAGCCUAACAGAAACAGAAAAGAAUGAUAUUCCUGAAGUAACUUUACGAGAAAAAGAGAUGGAAAUUUUAACCGAAAAAGAAAUUUACUCGAAUCUACUUUUACGUGGUUACCAAUAUGAGGAGUCUUACAAUAUUAUAAGCAGACUUUCUACAUCGUGUUCUAAUGGAACGUUUAAAUGGACCAGUGAUUGGAGAUUAUUACUAGAAGGAUUAAUUCAAGUACAUAUCUUUAACAGUAGGAAUAAAAAUAUGUUGAUACCGAGAAAGAUAGAAAAACUCGUCAUUGACAAGGCACAAUUAACAGAAAAAAUGAAGGAAAGCAAUGCAUUACCGAUGAAGUUUGAAAAACGUGUAAACGUGAUAGCAUGCCCAGGAAUUACAAUAUUUGGGAUCCAAUUUARAGAAAUAAUAUUUAAAAACCGUAAUUGGAAAAUUGUGACGGAUGAACUUCGAUUUUUCCAAAACAUCAAUAAAUCAAAGAUGGAUAUUGACGACCUAUUAAACGCAGUACUUGGAUUAAUUUCAACAAAUAUUAGAAUUAAUAGUAGCAAAACGAUAUUGAUAACGAAUGCGUCAAAAAAGGAAAAUGAGAAUAUUUUUGAGUAUCUCGAGAAUACCAUACAAAGGACGAAGAAAAACUUYAAUGUAAAAUUAAUUGCUAGAGAGUURCUUUACCAGUCAUUAAAUGAGAAUUUUAUUUUGACGAUUAUAAAUAACGCGCAUUAUACCGACGUAAGAAAAUUUAUCAGUAAUUUCGGUAAAGAAUCAUUUUUAUUGACAAUCAUUGAGACAGAAGAGGAAUAUAAUGCUAUUUCUGCAUUGACAAGUGUAGGAUUAAACGUCGUCCUACAAAUAAAAAUUGCUUCUUGUCGUAUAGCUCUACUUUUACAUAAAGAAAGAAAUAUAGGAAAAACGGUUGUCGUUAAUAGAAAGACAGAAAAAAAUUGUUUAGAUCGGUUAAAAGUCUAUUUACGAGACUCGAAAUAUGACAAUGUUAUAUUUGUGGUAAACACUAUUAUCGAUAAUGAUAUAUUUGAGAUACUUCGAGAUAUAAAMCRAGAACUGGGGUAUAAGAAACUUCAAAUUUUUGAUUUACAAGAUGAAAAAGCACCAAAAUUUUCACUUGARAAUGAAUUCUAUAAAUCACAAAUAAAACUUAAUCUUCCUGAAAACGUCUUAGCGUCAAAUGGGAUAUGGGGCACAUACAGAUGGAUGCCAUUGACAAUAAGGACUACUUCUUCUUCGCGUCAACAAGCUAAAAUUAAUAAAUCCGGUUCAUUAAUAUGGAUAGAAUAGUUACCAUUAAUUAAAGAAAAAAAURAAACAGUAGUAAAAGUAGAAUGUUCAUCAUUUGACCUAAAUGUUUAUGAAUACUGCUUAAAAAAUGACGUCAGCCUAGAAUCACAGAUAUCYAUUACAGAAUAUUCAGGAACRGAUGAAAAAGGUCGUAGAGUAAUGGGACUAGUUGAUAAUUUMACUAUAAGYAAUGAA